Messenger RNA from Lodderomyces beijingensis, 4395 nucleotides. The record is from the annotation of a GenBank genome assembly. NCBI's taxonomy places the organism in Eukaryota, Fungi, Ascomycota, Pichiomycetes, Serinales, Debaryomycetaceae.
AUGAAGGGAUUGCUGUUGCUGGGUGAUUGCCCGUUUCUAGACUCGCUACGCAGCCCGCUCGUGAGUCCAGACUCAAAUGCCAUCAGUCUAUGCUUUUUCCAAGCGUGUUCGCUAAUUGCGUCUGCUGUGUUUGCCAUUUUCGCUAUUUACCAAUUCGCGUCGCUGGUGUUUUCAAACCACUACGGGCCGUUCAAAAUCAAGUAUGCGUUUGGCAGUCCCUUCAAGUUGCAGAGCGUGGGCAUUUUGCAAAUCAUCAAGUUGUACUUGAUCACGAUACACAUGUUGCUUGUGGUGCUAUCGAUUGGGGAGCGCGCCACCAAUGCCGAUUUCGCCUUGCUUGUGUUGGUCGUCUUGCCGUUUCAGGUUGUCGAACCCACGCGUCUGGUUGUGUGCUCAGCGUCGACUUCGCUUUACUGGCUCUACAAGAGCGUGUUCACGGGGGUGAUCAUGUGGCAGAAAGAGAUGUAUAGUAAUGCCAUGACUUUGACGGUAGAAGUAUGCCUCUUUGUGAGUUCCUUGCUUAUUUUCACCCUUGAGUCGUGGUUCUAUCGACCUUCGCGGGAGUUGAAGCAGCACUACGACUUGAACGGCUGGCAUGUGGCAACCGUGCAUAAUUUUUGGUCGGAGUUGACAUUUUUCUGGCUCGAUGCCACCAUUUCGAAAAUCUACGAGACGCAAAGGAUUGACGUGGACGAAACUCCGCCGUUGCAUGUUGACCAGCAGUGUCAGUACACGUUUGGCGAGUUGAAGCAGAGAUGGACCGAGGCGGCGGAAACCAACAGUAACAAGAAAAAGACCAGUUUGUUGGGGAUAUAUUUGCUGAUUCACCGGCGACAAUUUGUCGCCAUGUUGAUUUUGGACUUGUUGGCGGUGGUUUGCAACUUGACUCAGGCGUUCUUGCUACAACAGUUGCUUCUAUACACGGGCGAGCUGAAUACCAGACCCGUGGUUGUUGGGUUCUCAAUCGCCACAGGCAUCUUUGCUUGUGCCGUGGGGAAAUUCACAUCACUUAAUCGGUUUGCAGCCUUGCAUUUCAAGAUCCGCACCCAGACUUAUUCCUCCUUGGGCACAUUUGUCUAUCAAAAAGCGCUUCUGCUUUCUUCUGAAUCUCGCAAGUUCAAGAACACCGGGGAGAUCAUCAACAAUUUGGCCGUUGAUGUCAACAAGAUUGCCCUUGUGGCCCAAUAUUCGUUUGCGUUGAAUUUCCCCAUCCGCAUCACGAUUGCGUUGGUGGCGAUAUACCGGCUCUUGGGGGUGGCAGCGUUCUUUGGGUUCCUAACUGCGUUGGUGAUGGUUCCCUUGACUAGCACAGUGAGCGCAUCGAUCUCGUCGCUUAUCAAGCGCAACAUGAAGAUUCGAGACGAGCGGUUGAAAUUGACGUCGGAGAUUUUGCAGUCGAUCAAGAGCAUCAAAUUGUACGCUUGGGAACAGCCGAUGCUUGCGAGGUUGUUCAAGAUUCGCAACGAGAGCGAGCUCUCCAUGGCGAGAAAAGUCGGCAUCUACAAUGCCAUCUCGAUGUUCUUGUGGAACACCAUCCCUUUCGCCAUCAGCGUUACCUGUUUGAUUGCGUUUGUCAAGCUUACCCAUUUAGUAUUGGUGCCCGCGGUGAUCUUCCCGGCAUUGUCUUUGUUUGAUCUACUUACUGAUCCAAUCAGUCAAUUGCCCGAUGCCAUUGUCGCCAUCCUCGAGGCACGCGUUUCGUUCAACAGGUUGUAUGAGUUUUUCAACUUGCCCGAUUGCGACUCGCGUGUGGUUAAAACCAAAAAUGUGAAAGGCAAGGACGAGAUUAGUGUUUCCACCAGUGAUGCUACUUUCAACUGGAGCAAAGACGCCGUGGCGUUGCAAAAUAUAAAUUUCACCGCUAGGCAAGGCCAGCUCACGUGCAUUGUGGGUAAAGUCGGCUCUGGCAAAUCAGCACUUCUCAAGGCCCUCUUGGGAGAUUUGCAGCAGACUUCAGGGGUGGUGAAUGUCAAUGGCACCGUUGCUUAUUGCGCGCAGCAGCCAUGGAUCCAGAAUGCCACCGUCAAGGCCAACAUCUUGUUCGGAUGCAAGCUCGAUGAAACCUACUACAACAAAGUGGUCAAGGCGUGUCAGUUGAUUUCCGAUCUCAACAUCUUGCCCGAUGGCGACCAAACGGUGGUGGGCGAAAAGGGCAUUUCGCUAAGUGGCGGGCAAAAGGCGCGGAUUUCGUUGGCGCGAGCCGUGUAUGCUCGAGCCGAUGUGAUUCUAUUGGACGAUGUGCUUUCUGCUGUCGAUGCUCAUGUGGGCAAAAGCAUCAUUAAUGAGGUGUUGUCGUCUGCGACGGGAUUGUUAGCUGACAAGACUGUGAUUUUAGCUACCAAUGCCAUCAAUGUGUUGCAGUUUUCGCAGGAGGUUUACUUGAUUAAAAAUGGCACCAUUGCUGAGCGUGGAAGCUGGGACCAGAUCAAGCAUGAUAAUUCUGAAUUGGCCAAGCUCAUCAACGAGCACAGUCGCAAAGUCGAAGAACACGCCGAAGAAGAAGAAGAAGAAGUUAAGGUAGCCGAGAUAGUUGCUCCUCCAUUGAACGCAGUCAAAGCUCCUGCCGAGCUCAGAACCGUCCAGGAACAGGAAAAAGGAGCCAAGGGGACCGUGAAAUUUGACGUUUAUUACCAAUAUUUCAAAGCUUGCAACUUCCCCAUGAUCUUGCUCUACAUUUUGAUCUAUGGCGGCAACGUGUUUUGCACCAUUGCUGCCAACUACAUCUUGAAGAACUGGUCGGAACACAACUUGGAACACGAUGGCAACUCGCAAGUUGUCUACUACUUGUCACUUUACGCCGCGGUGGGGAUCUCGGGUGCCGCGUGCACGCUCUUUGCGGCGUUGAUCAUGUGGUGCUAUUGCAUCUUGCGUGGUUCAAAGCAUUUCCACGAUGAAAUGGCCAAGGCCGUGUUGCGUUCACCAAUGCAAUUUUUCGAAACUACGCCACUUGGCAGGAUUUUGAACCGGUUUGCUGACGACAUGAACGUUAUAGACCAGCAGUUGAUUUGGUCGAUCUUGGCUGUGAUUGAUUUCGGGUUGUUAACUGUUGGGUUGUUGGGGGAAGUGGUUUACAAUUUACCAAUGAUGGGCAUCGUGGUGGUGAUUUUGGUGCUCGUAUUCAACCGGAUCCGCGUCUAUUUCAUUGCGUCGGCUAGGGAGUUGAAGAGAUUGUUGUCUGCGUGUAGGUCGCCUUUGUUUUCGCAUCUACUGGAGUCCAUCAAUGGUGUUGAUACCAUCAAGGCCUUUGACCAGGAAGAUAAGUUCAAACAGGAUAAUAACAGAAUCACAAAUACGUUCAUCAGGGUCCAGUAUACGACCUUGUGCGCCAGCCGGUGGUUGUCGAUGCGGUUGCAGACUAUAUCGGCUGUGAUUGUUUACAGCUCGGCGUUGUUCAUCUUGUCUACUGUUGGCACGAAGCAUCAGAUCAGCGCCGGUAUGGCUGGGUUCAUUUUGAUCAACGCCUUGAGCAUCACGGGCGGUUUGAACAUGAUUGUGCGUGGGUGGGCCGAUAUCGAAGCCCGAAGCGUUUCCUUAGAGAGGGUCAUCGAGUAUGCCAAUUUGAAGCCGGAGGCAGCGGAGAUUGUUGUCGACAACAGGCCUCCGCCACACUGGCCCAGUCACGGGGCCAUCAAGUUUGAAAACUACUACACCAAGUACCGGGACAACUUUGACUAUGUGUUGAAAAACAUCAAUUUGGACAUCAAACCAGGGGAGAAAAUCGGGGUUGUUGGUAGAACCGGAGCUGGCAAGUCGACGUUGACGAUGGCCUUGUUUCGAAUCAUCGAGGCAACUAGCGGUGGCGUUGCAAUCGACGGCAUCCAGACCAACGCCAUUGGUCUUUUUGACUUGCGGAGCCACUUGAAUAUCAUCCCUCAGGAUUCCAACACCGUGGAGGGUACCGUGCGUGAGAACUUGGAUCCGCUCGGCAAGCAUGACGACGCAAGGUUAUGGCAAGUUUUGCAGUUGGCGCAUUUAAAAGCCCACGUUGAGCAGUUGACCACCACGAGUUUCUCUCCCGAUGGCAGCGAGUGCCAAUGUCACGGGUUGGACGCGAUGGUUUUCGAAGGCGGGUCCAAUUUGUCCGCGGGCCAACGCCAGCUCUUAUCGCUUGCUCGGGCCUUGUUGAACGAGUCCACCACGUUGGUUUUGGACGAGGCGACGGCUAGCAUCGACGUUGAGACGGACCGAGUCGUUCAAAAUACCAUCCGGAGCGAGUUUAAGGACAAGACUAUUGUGACUAUUGCGCAUCGAUUGGAGACUAUCAUGGAUAGUGACCGCGUGGUGGUUUUGGAAAAGGGCGAGGUCCGAGAGUUUGAUACGCCAGCGCAGUUGUUGAAGGAUACGAACUCGAUGUUUUACUCCUUGUGUGCCAAAGGCGGAGUCUUGAAGAAUUGA